AUGGGAGGGGACUUUAACGCUAUCAAACAUUCUAGAGAAAGGAAGGGGAGGAUGGUGGUGCCGAAUCAUUGUGAAAUGGAACUUUUUUCGGAAUUCAUUGAUGAAAGUUCUUUGGUGGAUGUUCCGUGCAAAGGUAAAAAAAUUUCUUGGUUUAGCGGUGACGGAAAAUCCAUGAGUCGUCUAGACCACUUUCUUUUUUCUAGUAGCAUCGUUUCUAAUUGGGGUGUGGUUGGUCAAUUAAUUGGUGAUAGAGACAUCUCAGAUCAUUGCCCGGUUUGGAUUAUGAAGGAUAAAUUGGAUUGGGGACCAAAGCCCUUUAGAUUCAACAAUGAGUGGUUCUCUCUUGAUUCUUUUCUUCCUUUUGUGGAGAAAGAAUGGAAAAGUUUGGUGGUGGGAGGAAGAGGCGAUUUCAUUCUAAAGGAAAAACUCCGAUUAUUAAAAGAUAAACUAAGAAGGUGGAACAAAGAGGUUUUUGGGAAGAUAGAGUUGGAUAUGGAAGAUGGAGUCCGGGACUUGAAUAUUGCCGAUGAAAGGUUAGCUUCUUUUAACGAUGCUUAUUUUGAUGCUAAUCUUGCUUUUAGGAAGGAAUCUAGUGCUAAUUUUUGGAGGAAUUUGAGGCUAAAAGAGAAUAUGCUUCUUCAAAAAUCUAGAGUGAAGUGGAUUAGGGAAGGAUAUUCUUAUAGCGGUUUUUUUCAUAAGAUGAUGAAACAAAGGAGAAGGAUAAAUCAUUUAGGUCCCAUUAUUACCCCGGAUGGGUUGGCGGAGUCGGUUGAAGAUGUUAAAGAGGCGGUAUUUAAUUUUUUUGAGCACAAAUUUUUAGAAACGGAGGAGACUAGGCCGGUUUUGGAUGGUAUUUCGUUUAAUUCUAUCAACGAUUUGGAAGCGGCGGAUCUUGAGAAGCCUUUCUUAGAGGCCGAAAUCAAAGAGGCGGUGUGGGAGUGUGGUGGAGAUAAGAGCCUGGGUCCGGAUGGCUAUUCUUUUGAGUAUUUUGAGUAUUUCUAUGAAGGAAACGCUAUUUCGAAGGCAAUCACCUCUUCUUUUUUGACUUAG
Messenger RNA from Vicia villosa (hairy vetch), 1050 nucleotides. RefSeq lists its product as uncharacterized. The coding region runs from base 1 to 1050 and encodes 349 amino acids. The record is from RefSeq and is a predicted model, not a curated record. The transcript has a single exon. Lineage: Eukaryota; Viridiplantae; Streptophyta; Magnoliopsida; Fabales; Fabaceae.